AUGAGAUUCCAACAGCUCCUUUACAUCUUAUUUUUUCUCUUGAUGAGUCUACUCCUUAUCAAUGGACAGAGGCCAGCUAACCUGGCCCUGCGCAGAAAGCUGCACAGACACAACUGCUCCCACAGGCGAUGUAUGCCUCUCCACUCCAGAGUGCCCUUCCCCUGA
Emys orbicularis (European pond turtle) is the source of this 165-nucleotide messenger RNA. RefSeq names its product apelin receptor early endogenous ligand (gene APELA). NCBI's taxonomy places the organism in Eukaryota, Metazoa, Chordata, Testudines, Emydidae. The record is from RefSeq and is a predicted model, not a curated record. Gene Ontology annotation, biological process: apelin receptor signaling pathway; heart development. The coding region runs from base 1 to 165 and encodes 54 amino acids. The transcript has 2 exons. Gene Ontology annotation, molecular function: apelin receptor binding.